AAUCUUCAAUGAACCUGUUGUAGAUCUUCAGAGUUCUUUUUAUUUCACUGUAACCUUUUGUGAUAUACAUCUCAUGACCUCCUCAAGGGCCACUCGGUGAUGCUUGGUUCGGUGUUUCCUUUGCACAACCAUUGAAACCUUCACCAAAAAAAACAUGGACCAUACGCGAACCGUCACUGGUGAAGCAGCCAAACUUCAGCAGCACCUUACACUAUUAAAAGAAGAAUAUGUAAAAUUGCAGCGACGUUACAGUGAACUUGAACAAAAGUAUGCUGUCGCGUCGGCAACAGCUGGGGAAGCCGACCAGAAUAGCUUUGUGUCACGUCUGUUGCUAACUGUAGCAGGCCUCUAUGACCAGACAGUUUACAGUGACAUAAAUGUUAAACUGAAAAACAGAGAAAUUCCUGCUCACAGUUUUGUUCUGGCUGCUAGAAGUCAGGAAUGGGGCUCCCAGUCUCUUUCUGGUUGUAAAACUCUUGAUUGGACCAAUUUGGAAAGUAAUGUAGCAGAGACACUCUUGCGUUGGGUGUAUACUGAUCAAGUUGACUUAUCUGGGGGCGAUGGCCAUCUUUUGGACCUUAUGCGUGCAGCAAGUUCAUUUAACCUACAAGAUUUAGUAAACAAGUGUGAAAAUGCUCUGAUGGCAUCAGUUAAUGUCAAAAACUGUGUUCGCUUCUACACCACAGCUGAUGAAAUAGGAGCGGAAACUUUGAAAGAACAUUGCUCAUCUCUUAUAUCUUCCCAUUGGGAUGAUUUUUCAAGUGAAGACUUUUCUCACAUGUCUGCUCCAUUGCUUUUCCGGAUGUUUAAGUCCAAAACCAAUUAUCCUCUUCAUUCAGCCAUUCGAUUGAAGAGGGAGGAUGUUGUGUUCCUUUUCCUCGUGGAGAACAACUCUGAGCUCUCAUCUCUGCUCAACACGGUCGACGGCCGUGGCGACCUGCCGCUGGACCUGGCGCUGCGCGACCGGCAGAGCUCCCUCGCCAAGACCCUGGUGGAGCACGGCGCGGACCUGAACGCCCAGGAUGCGAGGGGCUGGACUCUGCUGCACUGCGCUGUCGAGAGGGGCGACGACUUCGCCGCCACCUUCCUGCUGGAGAAGGGCGCUGGCGCGUCACUGCGCACGCCCACCAAGGGCGACACCGCGCUCCACAUGGUGGCGGCGCUCAGCCCGGACACGGCCGACGCCGGCACCCUGGACGCGCUCACCGAGGUGGCGGCGCUCAUGCUGUCCGGCGGGCUGGACCCCAACCUGCAGAACAAGCAGGGCUUCGCCCCUCUGCACCUGGCUGUCAAGUCCCGCAACGCCCAGGUGUUCUCGCUCCUGCUCAAGUGCCCCGGCAUCGACCUGAGCGCGCGCACCGAGCCGGGCCACGGCGCCCUGUACUACGCCCUCCUCGGCGAGGGGCCCUUCGGCGCGGAGAGCUUCGCGGCGCGCCUGGUGGCGCAGGGGGCCACGCCGAACCCCGUCUACCCCGCCAUGGGCGACACUCUCCUCCACGUCAUGGCGAGAGAGGAUCUUGAGGAGCAAGCUCUGUUUCUGUCCGAGCACGCCAACAACGUGAACCACGUGAAUGCCCAAGGGCAAUCGGCGAUGCACGUGGCUUGCGAGCGCGGUCUCGCGAAGCUUGUGGCAGCUCUGCUUAGCUCGGGUGGCAACCCCAACUUGCAAACUUUGACGGCGUCGGAUGCGGGUGGAGCUCACCGUCAAACUCCCCUUCACAUUGCAAUCGCCAACAGGCAUGAGGAGGCUGCUCAUGUCAUUAUAGACUAUCGAAUAAACUACAAAUGUCAGAAAGGAAAUCCAAAAGCAGUCCCUACUCCUAAUCUUGAUUGCAAAGACUCUGCAGGUGAUACUCCUCUCUCUCUGGCUAUUCGGAGUGGGAUGCAAAAUAUUACCCAGGAUAUGCUUAAAGCUGGUGCAGAUGUGAAUGUUCGCAAUGGUAAGGGAUUGACUCUCUUACAUCAAGCAAUUCUUAACAAAGAUAGCAAAAUGGCUAACUUUCUACUGAAUUGUGGAGCAGAUAUGAAUGCACUGACUUCUGCAAACGAAACACCCCUGGAACUUUGCAUACAGUGCCGUUUGCCAGAUGUUGUUGAAUCCCUCUGCUCUCGAGGUGUCGAUAUGUCUAUUCCAGACAGGGAUGGCUGCUGCCCUCUGUGGGCUGCUUUAGCAUCAGAGCAAGAAGAUAUUGCUUCAAUUUUAGUUAGAAACGGUGCAGACACUGACUGUUGGGGUGCUGGGCCUGAUGGUUGUCUGCAGUCGCUGCUCCACAAAGCUAUAGAUGAUAACCAGCAGAGCAUUGCAAAUUUUUUAAUCAGAUCAGGCUGUGAUCUGAACGCCCCUCGUCGCCCUGGACCGAGUGGAGUAGGAGGUGACGAGGCACACGACCUUCAAGGACCAUUGCAUUUGUGUUGUUCAUGGGGUCUACAAAGCACUGUACAAACAUUAGUGGAACAUGGAGCCAAUGUUAAUGCCAAGGAUGCAGACGGUCAUACACCUCUCCAUAUUGCAAUUCAGAAUCAACACCCCUCUAUUAUAGCCCUUUUGCUCUGUCACCCCAACAUUGAUUUGUCGAUCAGAGACAAGACUGGACUUUCGCCGUUUGCAUCAGCUUUGACUGUCCGCAACCAUAAAGCAGCAGAGGCAAUUCUGGAUAAAAUGCCUAAUGCAGCUGAACAGACUGACAACAAAGGGCGUAAUUUCCUGCAUACUGCCAUCCAACGAAAUGAUUCAGAGAGUGUUCUGUUUUUGCUCUCCAUCAAUGUGGAUGUUAAUUCUCGAGUCAAUGAUGCAACUCAGACUCCACCUCUGCACCUAGCUGCUGUCACGGGGAAUGAUGUGCUUGUUCGGAGUUUAUUCUUAGCUGGAGCAAGGCCCAAUGAUGUUGAUGCUCACAAAAGAAAUGCUCUUCAUGUUGCAUCAGAGGCUGGCCAUGCCAAUAUUGUUUCAGCUUGUCUAUCUAAUGGUGUGGCUUAUGACGCUGUGGAUUCUGCUGGUGACUCUGCAUUGCAUAUUGCAUGCAGAGAAGGACAUCUGCAAGUUGUACGUACUCUUUUAGAAGAGUCCCAACUGAAUGCAGAGACUAUGAACCUUAAAGGUCAAAAUCCUCUUCAUGUGUUAGCUCGACAUGGCAAGGAUAACUCAGCUGCAAUUUGUGAGCUUUUCCUCGAAUUCAUGCCAGAUUACCCAAUAAAUAAACCAGAUCUAGAUGGAAACACAGCACUGAUGUUAGCUUACAUGAAGGGCAAUGGGAAUCUUUGCCGUGCUCUUGUGAAAGCGAAGGCUUGCAUAGGAUCUAUGAACAAGGAUGGUGUCACAAUCUUUAAUUACCAAGUGACCACGAAGCAGCUGCUUUACAGUCUGCUUAAUCAACUCUCUGAGGAACCUCCAUGGGCAGAAGGGGAUAUAUGCUUGGACUGUGGUACAAAGUUUGGUUUCACUGUUCGUAAGCAUCAUUGCCGACACUGUGGAAGAGUUCUAUGCAGUAAUUGCUCUGGUCAAGAUGUCCCUAUUUUGAAAUUCAAUCAGAAAAAACCUGUCAGAGUAUGCUCAGUUUGUUUUGACUUUUUACAAGUUGGAUCUUCAUAAAAUGCAUUCCCUGAAAUUGAAGAAUAAUUAAGCCCAAUCUCUUUUUCCAAGAGUCAGUAUCAGUUAUGUAUUAUUAGUCCAUAAAAGAAAGAGGCAACAGAAUGUGUUAUGUGAUAUAAUAAUGAUUUUGCAGUAUUUGCUCAGUCUGUUAUAGUUUUAGAUCAUUCUCAUUCUUAACACUACAUAACUAUGUUUUACUAUCUACUUAUAUGUCUUGCAUUUACUCCAUCAAAUCUUUAGAACUGUAUGUUUUACACACUGGUGUUACUUUGAUUUGAUUGUUUCAAUUCAGCAAUAUUGUUACUGGUGCUGAAAAUGAAUGUAGAUAAUUUUCUACCAAUGCUCAACUAAGGGCUGGGCCAUGUUGUUGUCUACAAUAAUUCAAAUGCUUAAUGUUUUUGUUAAGCUCAUAGAAAAGGUAUGUGUAUGAACAGCACAAAAUCAGCAGUCUUACAAGUUGAGGGUAGAUUUUAUACUGAGGUAAGUGCCAUGAUUAGUCUCACAUGUCUAAUGUUUUUGUCAAAUUAAAAACAAAAACUUUUCUAGUUUGGAGGACAUACUCGUGCUUACAACCAAAGGUUAUUAUGUCCAUUCAUGUGCUUUUUCUUUCACAAGAUGUGGACAUCAGUUGUUAAGUUUAUGAAUGCUUUAAGCUUUUCUGCAUGUUUUUGUUUGUACCUGUAAGCAUAUAUUUAUUUUUAAAUAUAUAUUUUUACUACAAUUGAUUGUUUACUGUCUAAUCAAUUUUAGAUCAGACUGAGAAAUUAUUACCAAUAUGUGUCUAGAAUAGUAUUUGUAUUAAAAUGUUACCUAAAUCA
Messenger RNA from Frankliniella occidentalis (western flower thrips), 4407 nucleotides. RefSeq names its product rabankyrin-5. NCBI's taxonomy places the organism in Eukaryota, Metazoa, Arthropoda, Insecta, Thysanoptera, Thripidae. The coding region runs from base 155 to 3589 and encodes 1144 amino acids. The transcript is spliced from 20 exons. Gene Ontology annotation, molecular function: metal ion binding; protein binding. The record is from RefSeq and is a predicted model, not a curated record.